Thalassophryne amazonica is the source of this 15461-nucleotide messenger RNA. RefSeq names its product low density lipoprotein receptor-related protein 1Ab (gene lrp1ab). The record is from RefSeq and is a predicted model, not a curated record. Bases 155 to 13804 code for a protein of 4549 amino acids. The transcript has 89 exons. Gene Ontology annotation, molecular function: calcium ion binding; protein binding. NCBI's taxonomy places the organism in Eukaryota, Metazoa, Chordata, Actinopteri, Batrachoidiformes, Batrachoididae.
GGGGGGUGCACGCCGUGGGUGCAGCCGGACAGUCACACCGGACCGCCGGAGGGGGGGUUCGCAUGAGGUGGAUGAUCGGUGUGCUCGUCUUUAGAAAUCCGGCCAACUUUUCCUCCUUGUAACGGCGGCGGUGCCACGGGGCAUUGCUCAGGAGAUGGCGAUGAGGUUGUUCUUUUUGGGAUGUAUGCUCUGCCUGGAGAUCAUAUCUCCUAACGGUGCCUUCGAAGCUCCCAAGACCUGCAGCCCGAAGCAGUUUUUAUGUAAGGACCAGCACACCUGUAUCUCCAAAGGUUGGCGCUGUGACGGGGAGAAGGACUGUCCAGACGGCUCUGAUGAAUCACCAGAUAUUUGCUUACACAACAGAGUGAACCAGUGUCCUGUUAACGAGCACGGCUGCCUGGACCUUGACGUGUGCAUUCAUAUGAGCAAGUUGUGUGAUGGGAACUCUGACUGUUCUGACGGCUGGGAUGAGGGCCCUCACUGCAGAGAAGACGCACCUGCCUGUGCCUCCCAUGGGUGCCAGUUUCACUGCGCCGUGACUCACGAUGGGCCUAAGUGCUACUGUGACAGUGGCUACGAGGUUGCUGCAGAUGGCAAGACGUGUAAAGAUUUCAACGAGUGUAACGUGUAUGGGACGUGCAGUCAGACGUGCACAAAUAAGCAGGGCUCGUACACCUGCAGCUGUGUGGAGGGCUACCUGCUGCAACCAGACAAUCGCUCCUGCAAAGCCAAAAAUGUCCCAGUGGAUCGUCUGCCGAUGUUGUUGAUCGCCAACCUCCAGGACAUCCGCUGCACCUCCCUGAGUGGUUCCACAUCUCGGUUACCCUCCAUCGCUACCAAACAGGCCAUGGCGAUGGAUUUCAUCUACGCCGAGGAGACUGUCUGCUGGAUAGAUGUGGGUGACACCCCGGCUGCCACCCAGCUGAAAUGCGCCAACAUUCUUGACCUCAAAAGUGUUACUAACAUCCGUACCAUCAACAUCUCUCUCAGCCUUCACCAUGUGGAACAAAUGGCUAUCGACUGGUUAACCGGAAACUUCUACUUUGUGGACGAUGUGGACGACCGCGUGUUUGUCUGCAAUAAGAAUGGCCAGACAUGUGUGACCCUACUGGAUCAAGAGUUGUACAACCCUAAAGGCAUCACCUUGGACCCGGCUAUGGGCAAAGUGUUCUUUACAGACUACGGGUCAACUCCAAGAGUGGAGCGCUGUGACAUGGACGGUCAGAACCGCACAAAACUGGUGGACAGUAAGAUCGUCUUCCCUCAUGGAAUCACCUUGGAUUUAGUCAACCGGUUGGUGUACUGGGCUGAUGCCUACCUGGACUAUAUUGAAGUGGUCGACUAUGAGGGAAGGAACAGGCACACCAUCAUCCAGGGCCUGCUGAUUGAGCACUUAUAUGGGCUGACUGUAUUUGAGAACUACCUGUAUGCUACAAACUCAGAUGAAGGCAACCUCAACCCCAAGACCAGCGUGAUCCGAGUGAACCGCUUCAACAGCUCAGACUUCCAGGUGGUCACGCGGGUCGACCGAGGUGCUGCACUGCACGUCUACCACCAGAGGCGGCAGCCUCAAGUGCGCAGUCAUGCAUGUGCCCUUGAUCAGUUUGGGAAGGCUGGCGGUUGCUCUGACAUCUGUUUGUUGAGCAACAGUCACAAGACUCGUACCUGCCGCUGUCGCUCCGGAUUCAGCCUCGGAAGUGAUGGCAAGUCCUGCAAGAAGCCAGAUCAUGAGUUGUUUUUGGUGUACGGUAAGGGUCGUCCUGGAAUUAUCAGGGGUAUGGACAUGAAUGCCAAGGUACCUGAUGAGUACAUGAUUCCCAUUGAGAACCUGAUGAACCCCAGAGCUCUAGAUUUCCAUGCUGCUACUGAAUUCAUCUACUUUGCUGAUGCAACCAGUUACAUUAUUGGCCGACAGAAGAUAGACGGCACAGAGAGAGACACCAUACUAAAGGAAGGUAUCCACACAGUGGAAGGCAUAGCAGUAGACUGGAUGGGCAGUAAUCUGUACUGGACAGAUGAUGGACCUAAGAAGACUAUCAGUGUUGCAAAGCUGGAGAAGGCCUCCCAGACACGCAAGACACUGAUUGAGGGCAAAAUGACUCACCCCCGUGCUAUUGUGGUGGACCCUCAGCAUGGGUGGAUGUACUGGACUGACUGGGAGGAGGACCCCUCAGAGAGCAACAGAGGAAAGAUCAAGAAAGCUUGGAUGGAUGGUUCGCAUCACCAAGUUUUUCUGACAAGCAAGACAGUGCUUUGGCCGAAUGGUUUGAGUCUGGACAUUCCCCAGGGAAUCCUGUACUGGGUAGAUGCUUACUACGACCGCAUUGAGUUGGUUUACCUCAACACGUCUGAGCGAAAGGUGGUCUAUGAGGGCCAGGAGCUUAACCAUGCCUUUGGUUUAUGUCAUUACAAACAAUUUCUGUUUUGGAAUGAGUACCGUGGUGGCAGCAUCUACAAACUGGACCAGGUCACAAAGACUGUCACCCUUCUCCGCAAUGAGAGGCCACCCAUUUUUGAGAUCAGGGUGUAUGACGCAUAUCAACAGCAGGGUUCCAACGUGUGUCGAGUUAACAACGGGGGCUGUAGCAGUCUCUGCCUCGCUAUCCCAAAUGGCAGGUCGUGUGGUUGUGCUGAUGAUCAAAUCCUGGAUGUUGAUAAUGUCACCUGCAGAGUCAACCCUUCCUACGUGACCCCGCCUCACUGCCAGCCAGGGGAGUUUGCCUGUAAGAACAACCGCUGCAUCCAAGAGCGUUGGAAGUGUGAUGGGGACAAUGACUGUCUGGACAACAGCGAUGAGGACUCUGAGCAUUGCCAUGAACACACUUGCCCAUCUGACAAAUUUAAAUGCCAGAACAACCGGUGCAUCCCUCUGCGCUGGCUGUGCGACGGCGACAACGACUGUGGCAACGGAGACGAUGAAUCCAACACGACCUGCUCUGCUCGCACGUGCCCACCGAACCAGCACCCUUGUGCCAGCGGGCGCUGCAUCCCCAUCUCUUGGACAUGUGACCUUGAUGAUGACUGCGGGGAUCGCUCAGAUGAACCAGAUUCUUGUGCCUACCCAACAUGCUUCCCUUUGACCCAGUUCACCUGCACCAAUGGCCGCUGCAUCAACAUCAACUGGCGCUGUGACAAUGACAAUGACUGUGGGGAUAACAGCGAUGAAGCAGGUUGUAGCCAUUCUUGCUCCAGUGUCCAGUUCAAAUGUAACAGUGGCCGCUGCAUCCCAGAGUACUGGACCUGUGAUGGUGACAAUGACUGUGGCGACUACAGCGACGAGACUCAUGCCAACUGUACCAACCAGGCUACCCGUCCUCCCGGAGGCUGCCAUGUAGAUGAAUUCCAGUGUCGGCUGGAUGGUUUGUGCAUUCCCAUGCGCUGGCGUUGCGAUGGGGAUACAGACUGUAUGGACCUAAGUGAUGAGAACAACUGUGAGGGUGUGACCCACAUGUGUGACCCAGCAGUCAAGUUCAGCUGCAGAGACUCUGCUCGUUGCAUCAGCAAGGCCUGGGUGUGUGAUGGUGAUAGUGACUGCGAGGACAACUCCGAUGAAGAGAACUGUGAGGCGUUGGUGUGCAAGUUGUCUCACCACAUGUGUGCUACCAACGACUCCAUCUGCCUGCCUGCUGAGAAGCUGUGCGACGGCACUGACGAUUGUCCUGAUGGCUCUGACGAGAAACUUUGUGAUCUGUGUGCAAUAGACAAUGGUGGUUGUAGCCACAACUGCAGCAUCAUUCCAGGGGAGGGGUUCAUGUGUUCGUGCCCCUUGGGUAUGGAGUUGGGAGCGGACAAUAAGACCUGCCAGAUCCAGAGCUUCUGCGCCAAACAUCUCAAGUGUAGCCAGAAUUGUGAGCAGGAGAAAUCCAGCGUUAAGUGCUCAUGUUAUGAUGGCUGGGAGCUGGAGUCUGACAUGGAAAGCUGCAAAAGCACUGAUCCCUUCAAGCCCUUUAUCAUCUUCUCUAACCGCCAUGAGAUCAGAAGGAUUGAUCUUCACAAGGGGGAGUUCAGUGUGCUUGUGCCUGGCCUGAGGAACACAAUCGCCCUGGACUUCCACCUCAACCAGAGUACCCUGUACUGGACCGACGUAGUGGAGGACAAGAUCUACCGUGGAAAACUGUCUGACAAUGGUGCCCUCACCAGUUUUGAAGUGGUGAUCCAGUAUGGCCUGGCUACUCCUGAAGGACUGGCUGUGGAUUGGAUAGCAGGGAACAUCUACUGGGUGGAAAGCAAUUUGGACCAGAUUGAAGUGGCCAAACUGGACGGGAGCAUGAGAAUCACACUGCUGGCUGGGGAAGUGGAGCAUCCCAGAGCCAUUGCCCUGGACCCUCGUGAUGGUAUUCUGUUUUGGACAGAUUGGGAUGCCAGUCUUCCCAGGAUUGAGGCGGCAUCAAUGAGUGGGGAAGGGAGGCGCACCAUCCACAGGGAAACUGGCAGCGGUGGCUGGCCCAAUGGACUCACUGUAGACUACAUGGAGAGACGCAUUGUCUGGAUUGAUGCGAGGUCGGACGCCAUCUACUCUGCUCUGUAUGACGGUUCUGGUCUGAUUGAAAUUUUGCGGGGCCACGAGUAUUUGUCCCACCCGUUUGCUGUUACCAUGUAUGGAGGGGAAGUGUACUGGACUGACUGGAGGACCAACACUCUGGCUAAAGCCAAUAAAUGGACAGGACACAACGUCACCGUUGUCCAGCGCACCAACACCCAGCCCUUUGACUUGCAGGUUUAUCAUCCAUCCAGACAACCCCAGGCUCCCAACCCUUGUGCCACCAGUGAUGGUAAAGGUCCUUGCUCUCACCUGUGUCUCAUCAACUUCAACCAGACCUUUGCCUGUGCAUGCCCUCACCUCAUGAAGCUACAGGCAGACAAACGCACUUGCAAAGAGUCCCGUAAGUUCCUUCUUUAUACACGUCAGGUUGAGAUCCGAGGUGUGGAUAUAGACAACCCCUACUUCAACUACAUCAUCUCCUUCACCAUGCCGGACAUAGACAACGUGACUGUGGUGGACUACGAUGCUGUGGAGCAUCGCAUCUACUGGUCAGAUGUCCGAGCACAGGCAAUAAAGAGAGCUUUCAUCAAUGGCACAGGAGUAGAGACAGUUGUGUCUGCUGAUCUUCCUAAUGUCCAUGGACUUGCAGUAGACUGGGUGUCCAGGAAUCUUUUCUGGACCAGCUAUGAUGCCAAUAAGAAGCAGAUCAAUGUUGCCCGCCUGGAUGGCUCUUUCAAGAAUGCUGUCAUACAAGGCCUAGACAAGCCCCAUUGCCUGGUGGUGCACCCUCUCCUUGGAAAGCUGUACUGGACUGAUGGUGACAACAUAAGCAUGGCUAACAUGGAUGGUAGCAACAGCACCACACUUUUCGCCAAUCAAAAAGGACCAGUAGGGCUCUCUAUUGAUUAUGAAAAAGAGCAACUGUACUGGAUCAGCUCAGGGAACAGUACCAUUAACCACUGUCAGCUGGAUGGAUCUAAACUGGAGGUCCUGGAAGGUGCCAAAGGCAAACUUAACAAGGCAACAGCAUUGGCUAUUAUGGGUGACAAGCUAUGGUGGGCAGACCAAGGAACCGACCACAUCGGAACAUGCGAUAAGAAGAAUGGUGGAAACUGGAAGGUGUUACGAAAAAACACAUCCCCUGUGAUGCACAUGAGGAUAUAUGAUGAGGAGGUGCAGAAAGCUGGCAUCAACCUAUGCAGUAAUAACAAUGGUGACUGCUCCCAGCUGUGUUUGCCUACAUCGCCCACAACCAGGGCAUGCAUGUGCACUGCCGGGUACAGCCUGAAGACCGGGCAGCAGUCCUGUGAAGGUAUGGGCUCUUUCCUGCUGUACUCUGUCCAUGAGGGGAUCAGAGGAAUUCCAUUGGACCCAGCAGACAAAUCGGAUGCCUUGGUUCCAGUGUCUGGCACUUCACUGGCUGUUGGCAUUGACUUCCAUGCUGAGAAUGACACCAUCUACUGGGUGGACAUGGGCCUGAGCACCAUCAGCAGGGCAAAGAGAGAUCAGACAUGGAGAGAAGAUGUGGUGACCAACGGCAUUGGCAGGGUGGAGGGGAUCACAGUUGACUGGAUAGCAGGAAACAUUUACUGGACUGACCAGGGCUUUGAUGUGAUUGAAGUGGCCAGACUCAAUGGCUCCUUCCGCUAUGUGGUCAUUUCUCAGGGUCUAGACAAACCCAGAGCCAUCACAGUCCACCCAGUCAAAGGUUAUCUGUUCUGGACUGAGUGGGGUCAAUACCCCCGUAUCGAGCGUUCUCGGUUGGAUGGUACCCAGAGGUUGGUGUUGGUCGGUGUUAGCAUCAGUUGGCCCAAUGGAAUCUCUGUCGACUAUAAGGAGGGUUUGCUGUAUUGGUGCGAUGCCAGAACAGACAAGAUUGAGCGGAUCAACCUGGAGACUGGAGAGAACAGGGAGGUGGUGCUGGCUACCAACAACAUGGACAUGUUUGCUAUCUCUGUUUUUGAAGAAUACAUCUACUGGAGUGAUCGGACACAUGCCAACGGGUCUAUCAAACGAGGCAACAAGGAUAACGCCACAGAUGCUGUUCAGCUCAGGACGGGCAUCGGUGUGCAGCUCAAAGACAUCAAGGUCUUCAACAGAGCCAGACAACAAGGCACAAACAUCUGCAAAAACAACAACGGUGGCUGUGAACAGCUGUGUCUCUACCGUGGCAAUGGUGCACGCACUUGUGCAUGUGCUCAUGGCAUGCUGGCUGAGGACAACCGUAGCUGCCGUGACUAUGAUGGAUACCUGCUGUACUCGGAGCGGACUAUUCUGAAGAGCGUCCACCUAUCAGAUGAGACCAACCUUAACGCACCAAUCAAACCCUUUGAAGAUCCCGACCACAUGAAGAAUGUCAUAGCCCUCAGCUUUGAUUACCACGGAGGCGGAGGAAAGGGAGCCAACCGCAUCUUCUUCAGCGACAUCCAUUUUGGGAAUAUCCAGCAGAUCAACGAUGAUGGCACAGACAGAAAGAUUGUGGUGGACAAUGUUGGGUCAGUUGAGGGCCUGGCGUACCACCGUGGUUGGGAUACACUCUACUGGACAAGUUAUACAACCUCCACCAUCACUCGUCAGACUGUGGACCAGAGCCGCUCUGCCGCAUAUAACCGCAACACUGUGGUCACAAUGUCUGGGGAAGACCACCCAAGAGCCUUUGUACUGGAUGAGUGUCAGGAUCUAAUGUUCUGGACUAACUGGAAUGAGCAGGCCCCCAGUAUCAUGAGAGCUUCCUUGAAUGGAGCCAAUGUGCUUGUGAUCAUUGGCAGUCACAUUAAAACUCCGAAUGGCCUCGCCAUCGACCAUCGAGCUGAAAAACUCUACUUUUCUGAUGCUACAUUGGACAAGAUUGAACGCUGUGAAUACGACGGAAGCAGCCGCUAUGUUUUGUUGAAGAAUGAGCCUGUCCACCCAUUUGGUCUGGCGGUUUAUGGUGACUACAUAUUCUGGACUGACUGGGUGAGGAGGGCUGUUCUCAGAGCCGACAAAUACACGGGAGGAGAUAUGAAGGUGCUGCGCGCCGACAUACCUCAGCAGCCAAUGGGCAUCAUCGCUGUGGCUAACGACACCAACAGCUGUGAGUUUUCUCCUUGCCGAACAAAUAACGGAGGCUGCCAAGACCUGUGUCUGCCCACAUCCGACGGACGCGUAAACUGCAGUUGUCGUGGAGAGAGACAGCUUUUAGAGGACAACACCUGUUCUUCACUGAAUGUGUCAUGUGGAAGUGUGGAUGACUUUGAGUGUGGCAACGGUGACUGCAUCAACUACAGCCUGACCUGCGAUGGUAUGGCCCACUGUAAGGACAAGUCUGAUGAGAAGCAGUCAUACUGCGCCAAUCGUCUUUGUAAGAAAGGCUACAGACGCUGCAUAAAUGGCCGCUGCAUUGGCCACCAGUUCUGGUGUGAUGGUACUGAUGACUGUGGUGACCACUCAGAUGAACUGCCUUGCAAUAUAACUGUGUGUAAAGUGGGAGAGUUUCAGUGCAAAGACGGAAGCUGCAUCUCCAACUAUAGCCGCUGUGACCAAGUGGUCAACUGUGAGGACGCGAGCGAUGAAAUGAACUGUCAACCUACUGACUGCUCCCGUUUCUUCCGUCUGGGGGUGAAAGGAGCUUCCUUCCAGAGCUGUGAGAAAACCACCCUCUGCUAUCUGUCCUCAUGGGUGUGUGAUGGUAACAACGACUGUGGAGACUUUUCCGAUGAGAGAAACUGCCCAGACAAAAGAAAGCUCAAGUGUCCAGUCAACUUCUUUGCAUGUCCCAGCGGUCGCUGCAUUCCUAUGAGUUGGACAUGUGACAAGGAGAAUGACUGUGAGAACGGCGCUGAUGAGACUCACUGCGACAAAUUUUGUACGUCCACUCAGUUUGAGUGUAAAAACCACCGCUGCAUUUCCAGCCACUGGGUGUGUGAUGGCUCUGAUGACUGUGGUGACGGCUCUGAUGAGGACCAGCAGUGCAAAUCCAAGACCUGUAGUCCUGAGGCAUUCCAGUGCCCGGGUUCCAACAUGUGUGUGCCUCAACGCUGGAAGUGCGACGGAGACAAAGACUGUCCUGAUGGAGCUGAUGAGAGUGUGAAGGCUGGCUGCAUGUACACAAACAGCACGUGUGAUGUCGAGAAUGAGUUCAUGUGCCAAAACAGACAGUGUAUUCCCAAGCACUUCGUGUGCGAUCAUGACAUUGACUGCUCUGAUGGCUCAGAUGAGUCCCUAGAAUGUGAAUACCCAACGUGUGGUCCAGAUGAGUUCCGCUGUGCCAAUGGUCGCUGCCUCAACCAGAAGAAAUGGGAGUGUGAUGGAGAGUUUGACUGUCAGGAUCGCUCUGAUGAAGCCCCCAAGAACCCUCGUUGUACUGACUCAGAGAAGACGUGUAAUGAGUCGGCCUUUACGUGCCAUAACGGAAAGUGUUUGAAUGAGACUCUGCUGUGUGACCGUAAUGACGACUGUGGAGACGGCUCCGAUGAACUCAACUGCUUCAUCAAUGAGUGUCUGAACAGUAAGCUGAGCGGCUGCUCACAGCUCUGUGAUGACCUCAAGAUUGGCUUUAAGUGCAGGUGUCACCCUGGUUUCCAGCUGAAGCGGGAUGGGAAAACGUGUGUGGAUAUAGACGAGUGCACAACUACCUACCCCUGCUCUCAGCGCUGCAUCAACACACAUGGCAGCUUCCACUGCCUGUGUGUGGAUGGCUUUGAACUUAGCCCCAAUGAUCCCACCAUCUGCAAGUCCACAUCAGAAGAGGAGCCGUACCUCAUCUUUGCUAAUCGUUACUAUUUGAGAAAACUCAACCUGGAUGGUUCCAACUAUACUCUCAUAAAACAGGGUCUGAACAAUGCAGUUGCGCUAGACUUUCACUAUGCAGAACAGAUGAUCUACUGGACAGAUGUGACUACCCAAGGCAGCAUGAUCCGACGUAUGCGAAUGAAUGGCAGCAACAUGGAGGUAUUACAUCGGACCUCCCUGAGUAACCCGGAUGGUUUAGCAGUGGACUGGGUAGGUGGGAACCUUUACUGGUGUGAUAAGGGCCGGGACACCAUUGAGGUGUCAAAACUCAACGGUGCCUAUCGGACAGUUUUGGUGAACAAUGGCUUGAAGGAACCACGUGCUGUGGCUGUGGAUGUACGCAACGGGUAUCUCUAUUGGUCUGACUGGGGCGACAGUCCCCAUAUUGGGAGAAUUGGGAUGGACGGCACCAACCGAAGUGUCAUCAUAGAGGAUAAGAUCACCUGGCCCAAUGGACUUACACUGGACUUCAUCAAUGAUCGGAUAUAUUGGGCUGAUGCCCGGGAAGACUACAUUGAGUUUGCUAGUCUGGAUGGGACCGGCAGACACACAGUUCUCAACCAAGAUAUCCCCCACAUCUUUGCUAUGACACUGUUUGAGGAGUACAUCUACUGGACCGACUGGGAGACAAAGUCCAUCAACAGGGCUCAUAAGAGUCUAGGCACCAACAAGUCCACUUUGAUCAGCACACUGCACCGGCCGAUGGACAUCCACAUUUUCCACCCCUACAGACAACCUGAAGUGUUCAAUCAUUCAUGCCAGACGAACAACGGGGGCUGCAGUAACCUCUGCCUCCUUUCUCCUGGAGGAGGUUACAAGUGCGCCUGUCCCACCAACUUCUACCUGGCCAACAAUCAGCGCACUUGCAUGUCUAACUGUACCGCCAGCCAGUUUGUGUGCAAGAAUGACAAGUGCAUUCCAUUCUGGUGGAAAUGCGACACAGAGGAUGAUUGUGGUGACCGGUCAGAUGAGCCGGCUGACUGCCCGGAAUUCAAGUGCAGGCCGGGGCAGUUUCAGUGUGGUACUGGCAUCUGCACCAACCCUGCCUACAUCUGUGACGGAGACAACGAUUGCCAGGACAACUCAGAUGAAGCCAACUGUGACAUUCACGUUUGUCUACCAAGCCAGUUCAAAUGUUCCCACCCGAGCCGCUGCAUUCCAGGAAUCUUCCGUUGUAAUGGGCAGGACAACUGUGGAGAAGGAGAGGAUGAGAAGGACUGUCCCGAGGUCACAUGUGCUCCCACUCAGUUCCAGUGCGCCAUCACCAAACGAUGCAUUCCUCGCGUCUGGGUGUGUGACCGUGAUAAUGACUGUGUUGAUGGAUCUGAUGAACCUGCCAACUGCACCCAGAUGACUUGUGGAGUAGAUGAGUUUCGUUGUAAAGACUCUGGACGCUGCAUCCCUGCUCGCUGGAAGUGCGACAGUGAGGAUGACUGCGGCGAUGCAUCAGAUGAACCAAAAGAAGAGUGUGCUGAGAGAACAUGUGAGCCGUACCAGUUCCGAUGUAAGAACAACCGCUGUGUCCCGGGCCGCUGGCAGUGUGACUAUGACAAUGACUGUGGGGACAACUCUGAUGAAGACAAUUGUGUCCCCCGACAAUGUUCAGAGAGUGAGUUUGCGUGCACUAAUGGCCGCUGUAUUGCCGGGAGAUGGAAGUGUGAUGGAGACCAUGACUGCGCUGAUGGAUCAGAUGAGCAUGACUGUGACCUCAAGUGUGAUAAUGACCAGUUCCAGUGUAAGAACGGUCACUGUAUCCCAAUCCGCUGGCGGUGCGACGCUGAUGCAGACUGCAUGGAUGGCAGUGACGAGGAGAAUUGUGGAACUGCUGCGGAGCGUCACUGCCCUCUGGAUGAGUUCCAGUGUAACAACACUUUGUGCAAACCCCUCGCUUGGAAGUGUGACGGAGAGGACGACUGCGGAGACAACUCUGAUGAGAACCCUGAGGAAUGCAGGAAGUUCCAGUGUCCACCCACUAGGGCUUUCCGCUGUCGAAACGACCGUGUGUGUUUGCAGAUCUCAAAGCGAUGUGAUGGCGUGAACAACUGCGGCGACGGUUCUGAUGAGCUGGCCUGCCCGGUCACUCCAGCUGUUCCCACAUGUGAGAAGGAUGAGUUCUUGUGUGCUAAUGGCAGGUGCAUUAGCUCCACCUUGCGCUGCAACUUUUUCAAUGACUGCGAGGACUACGGCUCUGAUGAGAUCAGCUGCAAGACAGACGCCAAACUGAACGACUGCAGGAGCAACAGGACUCAGUGUGGAGAUGGAGACGAGGCACAUUGUUUCAUCAACGGCACAGACUCCUUCUGCUCCUGCAAACCGGGUUUCCGCAAAACAGGGCAUCACACCUGUGGAGAUAAGAAUGAGUGUCGGCAGUUUGGUGUGUGUUCCCACAUCUGCAACAACACCAAAGGUUCCUACAAGUGCAGCUGCCAUAAAUACUUCACCAGGAUCAAUGACACCUGCAAAGCUGACAGCAUGAACAGCAGUCGACAAAUUCUCUACAUUGCUGAUGACAAUGAAAUUCGCAGCCUGGACCCCGGCAUGCCUAACUGGCGCUAUGAGCAGACCUUCCAAGGCGAUGCCAGCGUUCGGAUAGAUGCAAUGGACCUCCACGUUAAGACCAACCGUAUCUUCUGGACCAACUGGCACACUGGACGCAUCUCCUCCUAUGAACUUCCAGGUCCAUCUACAUCCUCCUCUUCAGGGACGUCAUCUAACUCACACCGCAACCGGCGGCAGAGCGAGGGCAGGAUCACUAACCUGCAGAUCAAAGAGCUAAAGAUGCCCCGUGGUAUCGCAGUGGACUGGGUUGCUGGUAACCUGUACUGGACAGACUCUGGACGAGAUGUCAUUGAAGUGGCUCAGAUGUCAGGCCAGAAUUGCAAGACCAUCAUCUCUGGCAUGAUCGAUGAGCCUUAUGCCAUUGUUGUAGAUCCACAGAGGGGUACAAUGUACUGGGCAGACUGGGGAAACCAUCCUAAAAUUGAGACCGCUGCCAUGGACGGCACUUUGAGACAAACGCUUGUGCACGAGAACAUCCAGUGGCCCACAGGUUUGGCUGUGGAUUACUUCAACGAGCGUCUGUACUGGGCAGAUGCUAAACUCUCAGUCAUCGGCAGUGUUCGUCUGGACGGUUCUGACCCUGUCGUUGCCAUUUCUGGCAUCAAAAACAACCUCCUCCAUCCAUUUAGUAUCGAUAUCUUUGAGGACUACAUAUAUGGGGUCACAUAUGUCAACAACAUCGUUUUCCGUGUCAACAAGUUUGGCAAAGGCCACACAGAAAAUCUCACCACAGGCAUCAACCACGCGACCGACAUCGUCCUGUACCACCGCUACAAGCAACCGGAAAUGACAAACCCAUGUGACAGGAAGAAGUGUGAGUGGUUGUGUCUGCUCAGCCCCAGUGGACCAGUGUGCACGUGUCCGAACAACUACGUUGCCGACAACGGGACAUGUGUGGAGAGACAGAGUCCCACACAGUCACCAUUCUCGCCCCCUACGGGCUCCUGUGAUAUUCAGUGUCAGAACGGCGGGAGCUGUUUCCUUAACGCCCGUCAGGUGCCAAAGUGUCGCUGCCAGCCCAGCUACACCGGCGAGAGAUGCGAGAUCAACCAGUGCAGAGACUACUGCAAAAACGGGGGCACGUGCACGGCUUCUCACACAGGUGCUCCGACUUGCCGAUGCCUAAAGGGAUUCACGGGGCCCAGCUGUAAUCGCCAAACCUGUCUGGACUACUGCCUGAAUGAAGGAAACUGUUCAGUCAACGCGGGCAACCAGCCGACUUGUAGCUGCCCACCAAACUACGAGGGAGACCAGUGCCAGUACAGUAAAUGUGAGGGUUUCUGUCAGAACGGUGGAACCUGCUUACAGACCUCCAACGGCACCAAGCUGUGUCAGUGUCCUAAUCAGUACAUUGGACAGCAGUGUGAGCUGGACAAAUGUCUGUUCUGUGGAACAGGCAAGUGCUUGACGUCAUCCUCAGGGCAGGUUUCCUGCAGCUGUCCCAAUGGUCAGACCCAGCCAAGCUGUUAUUCCUGUUUGGACUACUGCACUAAUGGACAGUGUUCCGUGGACACACGUACACUUCUGCCUCAGUGCAGGUGUCCUGCAAGCUGGAGUGGAUACAGAUGUGAAGUUGCUGUUGCAUCUGUAGAUGAGUCAACUUCCAGCAGAAGUGCUACCUCCAUUGUGAUCCCCAUCCUCCUGCUGCUGUUAUUGGCAUUGCUGGUGAUGGGUGCCAUCUGGUGGUACAAACGGAGAAUGCAAGGUGCCAAGGGGUUCCAACACCACCGAAUGACUAAUGGAGCCAUGAACGUGGAGAUUGGGAACCCUGCCUAUAAGAUUUAUGAAGGAGACCCUGAUGAUGAUGCUGGAGAGCUCCUGGUUUCAGACUUUGCUUUGGAUCCAGAUAAGCCCACCAACUUUACCAACCCUGUGUACGCUACCCUGUACAUGGGCGCCCAAAACAGCCGCAACUCUCUGGCCAGCACAGAUGAAAAGAAGGAGCUUCUCUCCCAGGGCGAAGACGACGUGAGCGACCCGCUGGCGUAGAGCUCGGCGUGGAUUGAACUCUGCCAACGCUGCCUGACCCAGUGCUGAGCCAACACGCUCUCUCAUCUUAUGCCUUUACCAACUAGAAUGAAAAGCAACAAAAAGGGGAAAAAAACACGAGAACACUGUAUAAAAUGUAUAAAAUGAAGGACUACUUUUUUAUGUGAUUGCAGUAUUAUAUUUUGUUCUUGGACAAAAAAAAAAUCCUCUGGUGACAAACAGGAAGCAUUUUAUAGACAUUUAUUCAGUUCAGUUUAAUUUCGCUCACAGCGCUCCCUCCCCCUCGCGCAUAUAGCCACUACCUCUGUGCAAAUGUAAACGAUAAGAGACGCCAGUGGAACAGUUUUACUUUAUUUUUUUUCUGUCAUCUUAGGGGGAGGAGAAAAAGACUUCUUGUUUCAUCCUUAACCAUUGUCGUCAAUGAGAGUGAGGCGUCUGUGCCGACUACGGCGGCUUCGUAGGUGCCGGUUCGACUAGCUCGUUCACCUUUUGGGUAAAUGUGCGUUUGCUGCUGGAAGGAAAUGAGGAGGCGUUUAAGUGUGCACGUGCACACGCCGAGGACUCGGCACCAUGGAGAGUGUCUGUUGUGUCGUCUCGAACUGCAUUCAAGUGAUUGUCUUCUAGCUCCUUGCACAGACUAAAGUUAUAUAUUUGCAUAUAUAUAAACCUAUAACACAGUGUCUUGAAAAUAUACCCGGGAAUACAAACACCAGUAACAAAUGGCAGUCUGUACUUUUUAAGUUUUUUUUGUUUGUUUUUAAUCAUUGUGUAAUUGACAUGCUUUGAGUCAGCAGUGAGUCGGUGCAUCGUCUGAGUGCGCUGGAUGAAAAUGAUUGUAUUCAAGUCCACAUUCCGGGAUAAAAGGUCCAGGAUGGGUGUCCGUGGCCUUCGUUUUGCCGAUUUCAAGAUUUGUGCUGAAAGUGUUCUAGAAAGUUCUUCUGAGAAAGACAACAAAGCCUCUGUGAAGAUCCAGUUAUCACUGAAAACAGUGUUUUGUUCCUCGUCUUUGAUUGUAAAUACUUUCAGGAAAGGCGAGCGUCGAAUGGUACGUACGUCUGUGGGAAACUUUUUUGUUUUUGUGUGUAAUUACAUGGAUGUGUAAUUUAGGUUGAUGCUCGUCGUUUGUGUGGAUUCCUCCAGAAGGAGCUCGAUCAGCCUUCCCAGUAAAGCAUUCCUUUGUUAGCUUCCUUACCUUGCUGCUAACGCUAACCAUCAUUCUGUUAGCCUUGUUUUUUGUUUGUUUUUAGACCGUUUUUGUUCGCUCCGUGUCACGCUGCUGUUUUUAACUGAGGUUAUCGGCCAUAUCAUUCUGCACGGUGCUCACACACACAUACACACACGUAUAUAUUACAGCUUCACCCUUCUUAACAGUAUUCAUCAGUUUUGUUUUUAAUCCUCCGGUUUUUCAUAUCACCCAUGUAAAUUGGAACAAUUUUUUUGGGUUGGAGAAGUUAAUUUGGUGGCAAACACCCACAUGGAUUUUGUGGUUCAGAUUGUUUUGUUAUCCCGUUUCUUUUUGAUAUAAGAAAUUAAAUGGAUUUUUAUAGUAGAAAUGUAUGGUGGCUCCGUCUUUCAUUUGGAGAGAUAACAAAGCAGAUUUCAUGCUGGAUCAGAAAUUAACAUUUCUAAAACUCUGAAUAAAAAUGCAGAAAGUGUU